Molecule: messenger RNA, 368 nt
Organism: Lymnaea stagnalis (great pond snail)
Lineage: Eukaryota; Metazoa; Mollusca; Gastropoda; Lymnaeidae
Source: the annotation of a GenBank genome assembly
CUGAAAGCUCUGUGCCCACCAGCAAGGAGGGCAGUCCCAAAUUAGAAGGGAAUGAGAAUUCAGACAGCUCGCCCUCUAGGAGAGCUAGAAAAAAACGAGUUAAAAAGGGGCGCAAUCCCGGACCUUUUAUCGACGACUCGCUGAAGGUCAAGUCGAAAACUGAGAGCUGGAGCUCCUUCUAUAAACAACACACCGACGGUAUGCGGAUGUCGCCAGUAGAAGUAACCAACUUGGAGCUGACCAGUCCGUCUACCGAGUUCAGAUCGGAAAGCUCACAGUGUGACUCUUACUACUUCAGCCUGCUGCACAAGCUGAAUUCUAGCGCCUUCAACAAGCUGCAGCCCAUCGACCUGUCUCUCAGCGACGUC